This is a messenger RNA of Entamoeba histolytica HM-1:IMSS, 1158 nucleotides long. RefSeq lists its product as uncharacterized. The record is from RefSeq and is a predicted model, not a curated record. The transcript has a single exon. Gene Ontology annotation, biological process: phosphatidylinositol-3-phosphate biosynthetic process; endocytosis; phosphatidylinositol-mediated signaling. Bases 1 to 1158 code for a protein of 385 amino acids. Gene Ontology annotation, molecular function: 1-phosphatidylinositol-3-kinase activity. Gene Ontology annotation, cellular component: membrane; phagophore assembly site; endosome. Lineage: Eukaryota; Evosea; Mastigamoebida; Endamoebidae.
AUGAAAGUGAUUGAAGAAGAAUUAAAUUAUCAAUUAGAAUGGAUUGAUAAAAUGUAUUAUAACAAACAAUGUGAAGGUUCGACACUUUUAGUAACAAAUAAGUUAGAAGAAAUACGAAAUAUAACAAAUGAAAUAGAAAUUAAAGAACAAGAAAUGGUUCAAUAUAAAUGGAGUCUUUUAAUAAAUCCAUAUUUUGGAGAAGGUGAAUUAAAAGGAAUAAGAGUAAUGAAAAAGUAUUCAACAACUUGUGCACCAGUUGAAUUUGGACUAAUAAUAAAAUUAAAUAAUAAAAUUAAAAUAAAAAGAGUUUUGUAUAAAAAAGGAGAUGAUUUAAGAGUUGAUUUAUCCGCAGAAUUAUCAUUUCAUGUUUUUAAUUGUAUUUGGAAUAAAUUUAUAUUUAAGGCAUCUCCUCAUAUUGUUAAUAAUGAAGUCAUCAAACCAUUUGCUGAAACUUAUGACGUUAUUCCAUUUAAUGAAGGUGGUUUAAUUGAAAUGGUUGGUUGUUCUAAUGAAACUCCGUUAUGUUUAACUCAUACCCAAUUAAGUUGUUGUAUUGAUGGGAGAACAUUUGAAUUAUAUAGUUCAAUUCCUUGUAAUAAAUGUCAUCAAAUAUUAGAAGUAUCAUCAUGGGAUUUAAAUGAUAAAAUGAAAUUAAUCGCUUCACUUUCAGGUGGAUUUGUUGCUGGAUUUGUUGUUGGAUUAAGAGAUCGUCAUUUAGAAAAUAUGAAAUUUCAUUUAUGUACUCAUAGAUUUGUUCAUAUUGACUUUGGGUAUAUUCUCAAUAAAAAGCCAUAUUUUGAUGCAAACAGAUUUGCUAUUCCAACAGUUAUUAGAAAUGAAUUACAAAAGACUAAAGUAAUAAUUGAUAAUGAAAUAAUGAAUGGAUGGGAUGCUUUUAUUAGUCUUUCAACAAUUGGUUAUCUUAUGUUAAGAAGAAACGUUGGAUUUUUAACGAGAAUUAUUUCAUUAUUAUUUUCAUUUGAUGAAAAUUUUACUGAUGAAGCAAUUACCCAAUGUCUUUCUCAUUCAUUUUAUUUAACAUUAAGUGAAGCAACUGCAGUUAAUACAUUAAUUGGACAUUUACAAGUAUUUUCAAUUCAAAAGAUGAUUAAAGACUCACAACAUGAAAUUUUACGAUGGUGUCGUGGGUUGAAUUAA